Molecule: messenger RNA, 1230 nt
Organism: Helianthus annuus (common sunflower)
Lineage: Eukaryota; Viridiplantae; Streptophyta; Magnoliopsida; Asterales; Asteraceae
Product: probable polygalacturonase At3g15720
Exons: 9
Coding region: 1-1230 (409 amino acids)
Biological process (GO): carbohydrate metabolic process
Molecular function (GO): polygalacturonase activity
Source: RefSeq, a predicted model, not a curated record
AUGGUUUUCAAGCAGCCUCGGAUUUUUUCUACCAUAAAACAUGAAUUUGAUGUUAAGGAUGUUGAAGGUGUUGGAGGUGUUUCUUUGGAGCAAGAUCUGCUUAGUAAAUGGUAUGCAGCAUGUCAUUCAACCAACGGUCAAUUUACGUUGUCCAACAUUCAUAUUGGGCCUGUGACUUUCCAAGGCCCAUGCCCUGCUAACAGAAACAAGAUGGUUGUCAAUGUUGUGGGGAGCGUUGUAGCGAAACCGAAGAGCGCAUGGCCACCUAACAACAGCGAUACAUGGAUUAAGUUUGAACAUGUCGAAAACCUUGUUAUAACUGGAACCGGAAAUUUUAAUGGGCAAGGGUUAGAUUGGUGGAACUCAUGUGGGGGGAAGCUUCGCUCUUGUGAAACUAAUCCCACGGCAUUGGCGUUUAAUGAUUGUCGCGGGCUGUUGCUCGACAGAGUGACCUCAAUAAACAGUCCGAGAAAUCAUAUAUCUAUAAACGCUUGCAACGGCGCUACCAUCUCGAACAUCAAUAUAAUGGCACCAAAUAGUAGUCCUAACACCGAUGGCAUCGAUAUUUCGAAUAUUAAUGGUGUUAACAUUAACGGUGGACACAUUGGGACCGGCGACGAUUGCAUUGCAAUCAAUGGUAAUAGCUUCAACAUCAACAUUACUAAUUUAAAUUGUGGCCCUGGCCAUGGCAUAAGUGUUGGAAGCCUAGGAAGGAACGGUGCCAAGGAUGUUGUACGUAACAUCAGGGUCAUCGGCGCAACCUUUAGCGGUACUCAAAACGGAGUUAGGAUCAAGACCGUGCCGGGAGGAUCGGGUUCUGCAAGCCAAAUAACAUUUAGCAACAUAACAAUGGUGAAUGUGCAAAAUCCGAUCAUACUUUCUCAGUUCUAUUGCCCUCAUGUCGAUCCUAAAGAUUGCAAAAACAAGCGACAAAUGGUUCAUAUAAGUGGCGUUUCGUUUGAAGAUAUCCAUGGGACUUGUACCACACCGAAUGCUAUUGACAUCAACUGCAGCGAGAAUCUGAAUAGUUGCGUUGGCAUCACUCUCAAGAAAAUCAACAUACAAGCUGCCAACGGGUCUUUCAAUGCUGGAUCGAGAUGCGUAGAUACUAAUGUCCAGAUCAUCGGAAGCGUGUUUCCUCGUGUGACUUGUAUUCGAGCACCACACAUUAUUGAGAUGCCACUGGAUUAUGACUACAUCGAAAGCGAACCAGCAUUAGCAACAAACUAG